This is a messenger RNA of Polypterus senegalus (gray bichir), 4125 nucleotides long. It is a transcript of the gene slc44a4, whose product is annotated as solute carrier family 44 member 4. Lineage: Eukaryota; Metazoa; Chordata; Cladistia; Polypteriformes; Polypteridae. Gene Ontology annotation, cellular component: plasma membrane. Bases 167 to 2317 code for a protein of 716 amino acids. Gene Ontology annotation, biological process: thiamine pyrophosphate transmembrane transport; choline transport. Gene Ontology annotation, molecular function: thiamine pyrophosphate transmembrane transporter activity. The transcript has 22 exons. The record is from RefSeq and is a predicted model, not a curated record.
UUCGCAAGAAGGGCGGAGAGCGCGCGCGCAGGUGCAGCCAGCUUUUCCCGCAGGUGUAGCACUGACGUCAGACGGACUGAUUGAAAGCAUUCGGACUAAGAUUUGAAGGUGCAAGUUUAUACCCUAAGGUUUCUGACUCUUCAAUAGUACAUGUGCUAGUAGGGAAAUGGGAAAGAAGAAGGAAAACGACACGUCCAAUCCGUAUGGUGAGCCAGCCAAAUAUGAUCCAUCCUUCAAUGGACCGAUCCACAACAGGAGCUGCACAGACAUUAUCUGCUGCAUCCUUUUCAUGGCAUUUAUCCUUGGGUAUAUAGUGGUGGGAAUUCUUGCCUGGCUGUAUGGAGACCCUCGACAGGUGGUCUAUCCACGAAACUCCACAGGUGUCUACUGUGGCUUUGGAGCAAACACAGGGAAGCCAUAUGCAUUUUAUUUUGAUAUCUUGAAGUGCAUCUCUGCAACCAACAUCAUGGCAGCAGCACUGAAUGGUUUUCAGUGUCCAACCACACAAGUGUGUGUUGCUUCCUGUCCUAGUUCUUUUGGUAUUGUGAAUGUAGCAGCCCUCGCUACUGCAAAUGUUCAGAGUACUUUCAAUCAAACAUACUGCAACCCAUCUAUAAACUUAACUACUACAAGUCUAUCAGCAAAAGAUAUUUUGGCAAAAGAGCUGUGUCCUUUUUACUACGUCCCCAGUACUCCAGUUUUGAAUCGGUGCCUUCCAAGUUUUGGGGAGCUGAACAGUAUUCCAAGUAACUUCUCACUUAAUGGAUUAUCAACCAAUAAUACAGGGAACUUGAUUAAAAAUGCAACAAGUAACCUAGUAAGUGGAAUGAACCUCCAAGACAUUAGCAUGAAGAUUUUUGCUGACUUUGCUCUGUCCUGGUACUGGAUUCUAAUUGGCUUGCUCAUUGCCAUGAUCGUCAGUCUUCUCUUUCUGAUACUGCUACGCUUCACUGCGAAAAUUCUCAUCUGGCUUCUCAUUAUUGGAGUUUUGGGAGUCAUCGCAUAUGGCAUCUGGCAUUGCUAUUGGGAAUACAAUAACUACAAUACACAGAAUUUAUCCAUAAACCAACUGGGCUUUACUACAGACUUUUCAGCCUACCUGCAUGUCAAGGAGACAUGGCUGGCUUUUUUGAUCAUUCUUGCCGUCCUUGAGGGCAUUUUGCUUCUGCUCUUGAUCUUCCUGAGGAACCGAAUUCGUAUUGCUAUUGCUCUCAUCGGGGAGGCCAGCAAAGCAAUCUCCUAUAUAAUGUCAUCCCUGGUCUACCCUCUGGUGACAUUUGUUUUGCUAAUUAUUUGUGUAGCUUACUGGGUCAUCACUGCACUAUACCUGGCAACAUCUGGCAGUCCACUUUAUCGUAUAGUUGCAUUGAAUACAAGUGAUCCUGGAUGUUAUAAUAUAUCUGGAAAUGACACUUGUGAUCCUACGAAUUUUAAUACAUCAUCCUCUUCGUGUCAGAGUGUCAGAUGUAUAUUCUACAAAUACAACAACGAGGGUCUGUUCCAGCGUAACCUGUUCAAUCUACAGAUCUACAAUAUCAUAGGCUUCCUGUGGUGCAUGAAUUUUGUCAUUGCUCUGGGACAGUGCACAAUUGCUGGUGCCUUUGCUUCCUACUAUUGGGCCUUCCACAAGCCAGCAGACAUGCCUUAUUUCCCAGUAACUGCAAGCUUCAUGAGGGCACUCAGGUAUCAUGUUGGAUCCCUUGCAUUUGGAGCUCUCAUUUUGACCAUUAUUCAGCUAAUCCGUGUCAUCCUCGAGUAUCUUGACCACAAGUUAAAAGGUGCUGCCAAUCCAUGCACACGAUUCCUUUUGUGUUGCCUAAAGUGUUGCUUCUGGUGUCUGGAAAAAUUCAUCAAAUUCCUCAAUAGGAAUGCUUACAUUAUGAUUGCAAUUUAUGGCAAGAAUUUCUGUGUUUCCGCCAAAAAUGCAUUCUCCCUCCUAAUGAGGAAUAUUCUAAGAGUGUUUGUUCUGGAUAAAGUGACUGAUCUGCUGCUCUUCUUUGGCAAGCUUUUGGUUGUAGGAGGAGUUGGUGUUCUGGCAUUCUUUUUCUUCUCUGGCAGAAUCCAGCUUCCCAAUAAUGUCUUUCAAGCUGGAAACCUCAAUUACUAUUGGGUGCCAAUCAUCACUGUGAUUGUUGGUUCCUACAUGAUCUCCCUGGGCUUUUUCAGUGUUUACAGCAUGUGUGUCGACACCUUGUUCCUUUGUUUCUUGGAAGAUUUGGAACGUAAUGAUGGCUCUGCUGAGAAACCUUAUUUUAUGUCCAAGUCGCUUAUGAAGAUCCUGAACAAGAAGAACAAACAGCCAAAGGAAAAGAAGUGAUGGAAACCACUUUUCUUCACUUAGUUUAUAAUAUGAACAGAUUUAUCCCACUUUUUACUUCUUCACUGGCUUUACCUUGUACGUAAGAUUCUUUCUUUUUGGUAAUGAGAACCAAUGUGUCCACUAAAAAAUGGUGCCCAUGUCAAGUUUACAUUUGGAGAAGCGAUUCCAAAGACUGAUCUCUUAUUUCAAGAUGUAAAAAUGAGAAGUGGUUGAAGAAGACUUUUAAUGUUGUCUUUUAAGCACCUAGAUCAGAGUGAAUCUCAAAAGUGCAAUCUGUGUUAAUAACAGACAAACCACUCUACAGUUUUUUUAAAUCUCUGUAAACACUGAAAAUGUGUCUUUCAUAUUUUAGCAUUGUAUCACAGCUGGCCUUCUAGUAUUUUGCUGCACUGGAUGUGUCAUAGAUGUGUAUGUGACCACUAUAAAUUUCACACUAAAUUUUAUCUUAACUAAUCUAAACUGCUCAUUUAAUUUUAAACCACAUUAUUGUUUUUUUUGUUUGUUUGUUUUUAUGUUGGCAAAUCCCAGCCCUCUGUUGACUCGGAGGCACACUGCACUGCUUUGUUGCCUUAGCUGUCUUGCUAUCUUAAAUCUAAGUACGUCUGUCUUGUUUGCAGCAAUGACAGAAUUUACUUAUUUAAAGUGGAGACUGAACCAUUUUAUUUUUGCUGCUACUUCAAUGGUGUGUAAUGAAGUCAUAUCUAUCACUAGUUCCUUGGAUCAAGAAACUCAAGGAGCACACAAAGAACUGAUUACAUUAAAUGCAUUUUAAAAAAUGAUGCACAUAUAGACAUAAUGAAUAAGAAGAAAAGGGAAAGAAGGAGCAAUUCAAACAUGCUGCACUUUAAUGCUUGGAAUUAGGGGUCGGGGAGUUUGCACUGUACAUAUGAGACUCAUAUGAAGUCUUAAAGUUUUCUGCUUUAUGGCUGAGAGCCUGCGGUUCCAAGCCACACAGUCACAGUGAACAAUGCUGUACCUGGUAAUUCACUUUGCCAGUAUAUACUGUAUGUGUCACGUUUUUUAAUGAUUUGAAAAUCUACUGUAUGACUGUUUUGUCCUUAAGUGAUUUUUAUAUUAUAUACAUUUAAAGUGCCUAAUAUUUGUAGUUUAAACAUUUUUGGAAUAUUAAUUAGUUCAUGUAAAAGCAAACUACAAAAAGUAAGUGCCUUUUGUGAAGAUGCUUUAAGUAGCAUCUCAAAUGGAGUGGUCUGGGACUAUAAAACAAAAACAUGCCUUAAUUUAUGUGGAGAUUAAUGUGUUAAAGUACAUAUUUAGUGCCUUUCUAAAGCUGGGGUGUUAUAUGGAUGGUUUUAAUUGUUAAAAAUUUUCAAAAUUAUUAUCCAUUUCUUUUAUACAGUUUAACAGGCAAAUGCAUAUCCAUUUACGCUUUGCCAUUAAAUGUCUCAAUUAUGUCACCAUCUGGCUGUUCAGGAGCCAGUUUUAGAUUUCAGAUAAUUUUUUAAGGUAACUUUUGUUUGUUUUAAGUAAUGGCUUGUUUGUGGAAGUCUAAAUUGUAUUCAACCCUAAAGCAGCAGAGGUGUUCUCCAUGUUAGGGAUUGAGCAACCAGUACUGUACGAGAGUCCAUUUGUGAGUACAAUAUCUAAAAAAGUGCGAGUGUAAAUCACCACUUGAAUGUUGCGGCUCUACCUCUGCACUUGUUAAUUUCUCAUGAUGGGAUUACAGUCGGAUGACAGAAAUGGCACUAUUAUGUCUGUUUCAUGUUCCAAGUUUUGCCAUAUCUUUGUUUAUUGCAAAAAAAAAGUCUAUAAUCUGAUAACAUAUUUUAAAUACUUUAUGUAAAUAC